AUGAUCGUUGGAAAGGAUACAGCUUCGGGGUCAUUCGUUUUGAAGUCUGUGCCGCAGUUACAACCGGACGAAUCGUUUAAUGUUAAAGUUCCAAGCCAUGAUACAUUGACCGUACUGAAUGGGACAUUUUUUGACUUUGAUCUUUGGGAUGUUGAAAGUCGUUUUUGGUCCGUGAAUUACCGAAAUGGCUGCGUUUCCAAAAUUCCUUUCAGAGGGGCGAAACGCACGUCGUAUUCUGUCGCGGCGAGAAAUGAAUCAAUCUUCAUUUUUGGUGGCUGCAAAGGAGAUGACGUUGUUCCUACUUGCGAAAAAGUGGACACCGCCACCGGCGAGUUCACUCGACUCCCAGAUAUGUCAUUAGCGCGUUCUCGUACUUCGGCCUUAAAUAUUCCAGACAUCGGAAUCGUAGUUGUUGGUGGAUGGACUGCAAAUCGUUUAAAUUUUGCUGAAAUAUUGGUAGAAGAUCCUUCGCAUAAGAGUGGAUGGAGAUGGAUGAGGCUCAGCCCGAUGUUAGAGGGACGAGAAGAGCCUGGAAUCGCCUCAUCAAUGGAUGCUUGGUGGUUGCUGGAGGGCAAUACAGGAAUGUGGAGAUCACUGUUGAAUGCCUCACCCUGA
Messenger RNA from Echinococcus granulosus, 615 nucleotides. RefSeq lists its product as hypothetical. Gene Ontology annotation, molecular function: protein binding. The record is from RefSeq and is a predicted model, not a curated record. The coding region runs from base 1 to 615 and encodes 204 amino acids. NCBI's taxonomy places the organism in Eukaryota, Metazoa, Platyhelminthes, Cestoda, Cyclophyllidea, Taeniidae. The transcript has 3 exons.